UCAGCCUGUGUUAUUGUCUGUCAAGAAAGCAACAUGGAAUCUCUUCAGUUGAGAAGCGCAGAUCUUCAGCAAAAACGAAAUGCAGCGGCCCACAAUACCAGUGACUUCAUCACGGAAACCCUCAUUGUGAGAAGAGCUCAGACCUUUGCAAUUGAACUGGAUUUCAGUCGAGCGUUAGCAGAUGGAGACCGUCUGGACUUAAUUGUGGAGACAGGUCCCUAUCCAACAAAAGAUAACAACACAAAAGCAGUGAUGCAAGUCUCCAGCUCUGGAACAACAACAGCAUGGAGUGCAACCCGUGGAUCAACCAGUGGUGGAACACUGCAAGUUAUCAUCAAUAUUCCAGUCAAUGCUGUUAUUGGACGUUACCAAAUGACUGCACAGCUGACAGCAGGCAGCACCAGUUCUUUUCCUGUAGGAAACUUCAUUGUUCUGUUUAACCCUUGGGCAUCAGGUGAUGAGGUGUACAUGGAAAAUGAUGCACACAGGAGAGAAUAUGUCCUAAAUGAAACUGGGUUUAUAUUCCUUUCUUCUGGGAGAAUGACAUGGGAUUAUGGACAGUUUGAGGAGGGUAUUGUGGACAUUUGCCUUCUAUUGCUGGACAGAAGUACAGAAUACAGAAGAGACCCAGUUACAGCUUUAUCCAAAAGAUGGGACCCUAUUUAUGUGGGAAGAGUUUUAAGCGCUAUGGUCAAUAGUAAUGAUGACAAUGGUGUUGUAGUGGGAAACUGGACUGGAGAUUUCACAGGAGGAGAAACCCCUACCUCUUGGGGUGGAAGUGGCACAAUUCUGCGUAGAUGGAGUCAAAGUGGACCUGUCAAAUAUGGACAGUGCUGGGUGUUUGCUGGAGUACUCUGUACAGUACUGAGGUGCCUGGGGUUACCUGCCCGUGUGAUUACAAACAUUGAGUCGGCUCAUGACACAAACAGGAACCUGGUAAUAGAAGAGUAUUAUGAUGAAGAUGGAAUCAGCAUCAAAUCCCCUGAUAGUGUAUGGAACUUCCAUGCUUGGGAUGAAGUAUGGUUUGCUAGAAGAGAUCUUGGGUCAACCUAUGAUGGAUGGCAGAUUCUAGAUUCAACCCCACAAGAACUAAGUGGAGGCAGCUAUUGCCUUGGACCUACUUCACAAAGAGCUGUCAAACUGGGAGAUGUCAACCUGAACUUUGAUGGUGCAUUUUUAUUUUCGGAAGUAAAUGCUGAUAAAAAAAAAUAUAUCAAGUACAAAGAUGGAAGGACUGUACUUGUUCACACUGAUACUACAUCUGUGGGCCAAACCAUCAGCACCAAGACUGUGGGUUCUACUUCCCGUGAAGAUGUAACAAAUGAUUACAAAUAUCCAGAAGGUUCUAGUGAGGAAAGAGACGUAUAUUUUAAAGCACAGAGACAGUUAGCGGAAUCAAGCACUGGAAUAAUAGCUUUAAGUGCGGCAUCAUCAGUGAAAACGGCAGCCCGUGCUCCAAAAUGUGCAAUCAGUUGCACUUUCGAGCUGAUCGCACAGCCGCAAUUUGGCGAAGAUAUCACCAUCAUACUGAAUUUGAAAAAUGGCUCCUCUGGCAACAGAAAUGUCAAGCUGAAUUGGACUGCUACUUCAAUUGUCUAUAACAGAACUCCGUUCAAAGAAAUACUGAAGAAUUCUCAGGCUGUCUACUUGGCUGGCAAUGAAGAAAAGGCUAUAUCUCUGAAAAUACUGUAUACACAGUAUAAAGAUACCAUAACUACUGACAACAUGAUCCGAAUUGUGGCUGUGUGUCAUGAGGAAAAUGGAGGAUGUUUUUUGGUUGAUAAGACUAUCAAUUUGAAACGACCACCUCUUGAAUUGAAGGCCUCAGAACAAGCAACAUUAAACAAAAAAGUCACUGUAGAUGUUGUCCUCAACAAUCCACUCCCAGAAGGUGUUACAAACUGUUUUAUGGUCAUUGAGGGCAGUGGCCUUAUAAAGCAUCAACGUAAGAUCUUAUUACCAGACUUAAAAGCCCAUGAAAAAAUAAGAACCCAAGUUGAGUUGAUUCCAUAUCGAACUGGUCCAAGAAGAAUCAUAGUUAACUGCUCCUCUGACAAAUUUACUGGUGUAAAGGCAUGCCUGCCAAUCAAUGUGGUUACUGCCUAGCAAUAUCCACCUUGGUCAGGACCAAAUACCAUUCAGUUCUUUCUACCACUUUAUAAAGCAAUAGUUGACUAUAUAGACUAGUAGAGCUAGGCUCCUAAAUGUAAGUAGCGUUCAAGCAUUAGUUUCUCAUAGUAUCUCAUUUACAUAGUAUCCCAUUAACAUACACCUAAGUGCAGAUACUGUAUAUUACAUUUGAACAUGAAUUUUUAUAAAUUUGCUGAUUUUAAUUUGAGUUUCCGGAGUCUCGAAUAUACGAGAUUCUGGAAACUCUUAAGUGCAAAGCACUUAGAUUAAAAAAAAUCAAUGAGAUUUUUGAUUCAAAAUUUAGCAGGCUCGUUGCAAAUAAAGGGGUGAAUGGGACUUCACUGCAUUUGAGUUGUUUCUUCACUUUUUUUCAUUAAAAAAAUUAUUUUGAAAACCUGAAUUUUGAAAAAAAUCUGCUUAUAAGAAACUCACUAACUGCUUGGGCCUCAAUGAAGAAUAUGCCUUGCGAAAUAACAUUGAAAUGCAGGAGAUAGGGAAGCGAUUUGCUGAAUCACUUUACAGUUUAAUUACAGUCUAAAUUUUUCGAUGUAAAGGUGUGCCUGCCUAUAAAUGUGGUUACUGCCUAGCAAUAUCCACCUUGGUAAGGACCAAAAACCAUUCAGUUCUUCCUACUACUAUAUAAAACAAUAGUUGACUAUAUAGACUAGUUGAGCUAGGCUCCCAAAUGUAAGUAGUGGCUAAGCAUUACUUUCUCAUAGUAUCUCAUUAAAAUAUAAAUGGGACUUCAUAGCAUUUGGGCUGUUUCUUAUGUUUUUUUUUUUUUAAAUGUUUUAUUUAUGAAAAUCUUCAAGAAUUGAACUAUCAUAGAAAAUGACAUUGUUUGAGAAAUUGCAUUGUUUAUAGUUAUACAAUGGAAAUAAUAAAAAGUUACACAAUUCAA
This is a messenger RNA of Xenopus laevis (African clawed frog), 3031 nucleotides long. RefSeq names its product transglutaminase 3 like, gene 6 L homeolog (gene tgm3l.6.L). The coding region runs from base 34 to 2106 and encodes 690 amino acids. The transcript has 13 exons. Lineage: Eukaryota; Metazoa; Chordata; Amphibia; Anura; Pipidae. The record is from RefSeq and is a predicted model, not a curated record.